Messenger RNA from Hyaloscypha bicolor E, 1611 nucleotides. RefSeq lists its product as uncharacterized. The transcript is spliced from 2 exons. Gene Ontology annotation, biological process: lipid metabolic process. The record is from RefSeq and is a predicted model, not a curated record. NCBI's taxonomy places the organism in Eukaryota, Fungi, Ascomycota, Leotiomycetes, Helotiales, Hyaloscyphaceae. The coding region runs from base 167 to 1474 and encodes 435 amino acids.
CUUGUGGCUUUCUGUGAUCUUCUGAUCCUUACGGCUUUCCGUAGGCUUUCCGACAUCUCGCCUUUCCCUCCACUGGUGCUCCGACGCUCCGUGCUCAGAACUGCAGGUAGCAAGUGCUUACCUCACUUUUCGACGCUCAAAAGAACAUCUUCAGCCUCGCCCCACCAUGCGCAAGAUCUUCUAUCCAAUCUUCACGUCCAAAAUGUCCUCCUCCUCCAUUAACAUGAAUCCCUCCUUCCUAUUUUCCCUCCAACUCACAACCUCAAUCCUCACCCUCGGCUUCGUCACCCCCUCCUCAAUUUUCCGUUUCGCAGCACUGCCAAUCCAACUCGCACUCUGGUACCUCACCUUCCAAACCUCAAGCGAAUACAUGAGAGUAUCGUGGUCUCAGAUUUACAACGCCUCAUGCUUCAUUUUGUUCGUCAUGAACUUUCUGGAGAUGUCCCUCCUCCGAAAAUGGAGUUUCGAAGCCAACGGGCCGACGUUACACCCCCCGUCCGCACAACCUCUUCCCCUAACCCACUCCAACGGCAAAUCGUCCACAAAAGCAGGCAGCAAGGUCCAAGACACGAUCCUCAACCGUCUAAAAUUCGGCUUGAAUUCCACCUUCAGCCUCCGCGACCUCAACACACCCCACGAACAACGCGCCGUCCCUCCGUUCUCCACCACAAACCCCGCAUACGUCCCCUCAAAGUCGACUUUCCUUUUGAGCACCGCUCUGCGCUUCGCAAUAACAUACCUGUUCCUCGACCUCGCCGAAUCUCUGCCUCCUCCCCCCUCAACUGCGCCCUUCUCAAGCUCCAAAGUCCCAGUCUUCACCCGUCUGCGAGAGAUGACAGGAGAGGAGGUCGCGACGAGGAUUGGCACUAGUGCUAUGGUGUGGAUGGUCACCUAUUGUUUGAUCAGUUGUUACCUCGGAUUCCAAUCCUUUAUCCUCGUCGGCACUAAUCUCACGCCCGUAUCCUCCUGGCGGCCACUCUUCGGUUCAUUUUCCAACUCGUACACCCUACGGGGAUUCUGGGGUAAAUCAUGGCAUCAGUUGUUAAGGAAACCGUUGAAUAAUCCCACGAUUUGGUUUGUGGAGAAUGGCCUGGGGUUAAAGAAGGGCUUGGUGGCAAGGUACCUGAAGAUUUUCGUAACCUUCUUCCUCUCCGGCUUCAUACACCUCCUCGCCGACCUCGCAGCGGGUAUCACCUUCUCUCAAUCCGGUGCUCUGAGAUUCUACUGUGUCCAAGUCCUCGGCAUCAUUCUCGAAGACGGCGUCCAGGAAAUUUAUCGGAGAGCAGGUGGGAAAGAGGGGAAGGUAUGGACGAAAACCGGAGGUUUUAUUUGGGUGGUCGCGUUUUUGCUGUUCUGGAGCAGUCCGUCUUGGUUCUGGCCGCAGGUUUACAGAGCUGGGACAAGAACGGAGGGGGAGGUGAGGGCGUAUGGGAAAUUGGCUCCUUUUACUGUGUUUGGACGGUUCUUGGGUUGAGAAUGAGAUGUUGUCGUCAUACAGAUGUAAAUAGAUAAGUAGAAGCUAGAGUAGAUACGAUACACACCGUGCUGGAAAAGUAGAGUUUAGAGGUAUGAAUCAGUUAUAGUUCGCUACAUUGCCUGUUGGUCGGGGAU